UGGAUUAAGGAAACUAACGGCAGCCUGCAGGAGGGAGCAGCUCUUUCUACUUUGAGAGAUCUUUGGACUUUUUUUAGUUUUUAUCUUGCUGGGGAUGACAGAUAAAUAAACUGUUGUUGGUUCGAUACCAGAAUCAAUUUUGCGGGGGCGGUAUCUAUGACUCUAAAGUCUAUUUUUUUCUCAUGCCACGUUUGAGAUCACGCCUGUGAUGGGCUGAGCAAAUCAUCACCCUCCUCCUGCGUACUCAACAGCUGCGGCCAGACCCGAAAAGUUACCGAAGUUGUCUCCGCUUGUUUGCCGGAUUGUUUUAAUUUGCAGAUCCCCUGUGACAUCGCCUCCUUCAGCCCUCACCCAGCCUGCUGUCCGCCACCGGCCCGCCCCAGCAUGCUGGACUGACGUCUGAGGAAUGGCAUCGGCUGUGUUUGAAGGCACGUCGCUGGUCAACAUGUUUGUCCGGGACUGCUGGGUCAACGGGAUCCGGAGACUCAUCAUCAGCCAGCGGGGGGAGGAAGAGGAGUUCUUCGAGAUAAGGACAGAGUGGUCUGACAGGAACAUUUUAUACUUGCAUCGGAGUUAUUCCGAUCUGGGGCGGCUGUUUAAAAGACUGCUGGAGUCCUUUCCUGAGGACAGAAGAGACCUCUCCAAGUCUCCACUGAUAGAAGGGCUGGUGAAAAUCAAAGAGGCAAACGACAUUGAGGAGAAACUGAACGAGGUGGAAAGACUACUGAAGAAUGCCAUCAACAUGCCGUGCAAGUAUUCCAGGUCAGAGGUGAUGUUGACUUUCUUUGAGAGAUCGCCGCUGGAUCAGGUGCUGAGGAAUGACAAAGUCCACAGAAUCCAGCCGUGCUUUCAAAGUCCAAUAAAGAUAUCAGAAAUCAUGCGGUCCAAUGGAUUCUGUCUGGCCAAUACAGAAACCAUUGUAUUUGAUCACAGUCUCCCUGAAGAAAAAGAGAGACCCUCAUCCACUGACUCUGUGGAGCAUACGUAUGAGGAUGGAACAGAGUUUCUGCCAUUGGAAACAGACGUGUGUGAUGAGGAAACAGAAGCAUAUGUCACCAACCUUUCCUACUACCAUCUGGUCCCAUUUGAAACUGACAUCCUGGAAUGAGAGACUGAUGCCUGUUGAUGGACAUCUGAUGCUGUCGUUGAGGAAAUGGAACCUAGCUAUGCAACACUGCAAAUAGCUGCUCCAAGUGAAUGCUGCUUAUCCUUGCAUACUCUAGAGCUGCUUCUCGCCCAUUUUGGAGUUGGUGCAGAUGGACAGUGUGCACCAAAGUAUUGGAAGAACAGCAGGACCACUUCGCCUUCAGGCAGUGUCACCAGUGUGCCUCAUUCAGAGCCUUACUUGAGUGUGUCAAGAAGAAACAUGACAGGAUUGUGUGUAUGCUGGCCACAAAGGGCUUUCAGGUGUUGUAACACAACCUGUGGAAGCAACAGUGGAGCUCCUUUGGUCCUGCAGCAGAUGCAAACAGCUGGAGAGGUUUCAAAUACGCAGCUUGACCACUUCAAAAGAAUUUAUCAAAGACAUCAUUGUCUGUGGUGUGGAGUGUGGAGUGUGAGUGCAACCAGCAGGGAGAGGGCCACUCAUUGGCCUAAAUUUGGAGGUGAAUUUACAGUAUUGGACCUUUCACUGUCACUUAGAAACGUAGCUGAAUCAACCAGCACUCUUUAUUUUUCUACCUGAGUUGUUUAUCUUUCGCAUUUAUGCUCCAUAAAUUUGCCAGGAGAAAUGUGACGUUUCUGCAAAGCUUAUUUUCUUCACAUUUAAACCUGCUCCCUGAAGUGUUACCCACAGUGUUGCCACUCUGGUGUUGUAUUCCUUUGGGAACACAGGAAACUGUCAUGAAGCUUUUUGUAUGAUAUUUGUUUAUGGUGCAAUUUCCACUAGCGUUUUUCUUUGUAAAAUACCAGUUUGACACUCAUAGGAUGAUUCCUGUUUUGUUGCUGUGACAUGCAGAUGGUUCUUUGGCAUGAGAGUACUCUGAGAUCCAAGUGAAACUGGACUGAACGGAUACAACGUGUGAAGUUUAGCCAACACUAAAGAUAAAUGAAAAGGAGUCAUUGGAGCAAAUUUUGUCCAAAGUCUUCCUGUUUAAGCAUUAAACAAAAUCUUUAUAGUAAAUGAGAAAAACAAAGCUUUUAUGCUAAUAGACUCGAACCAUGCAGUAUCUUAUGUAAGUGUCUGUUUCACUUGGUUCUUGGUUUACUGUCAAAUCAAAGAAUAUUAAAGAAAUAUGAAGUGUCAUUAAAGUUUUGUUACAACUUUCCAAAGUGAGAACUUAAAGGAAUACUUAACCCCUUAAAUGACCUUUUGUUUAUCAGCUACUCACCCCCUGUUAUGUUGAAUUUGUGAAGAAAAUUGUAUUUUUCUUGCAUGCCUCCAUGGUGAACAAAGAAUAUAAAAAGAGAGAAAAUUCUUGAUGAAUUGAAGUCAUAGGGGGCCACAUUUAAUAACAGCACAACUAUAUCAAAAUAUCUGUUUAAAAAUUCUCUUACAACUUGUGCAGUGUAAUGCAAGUCUCAUUUAUCCAGUAUGCUCAGUAUUUCUUAAACAGACAGCCCUUAACGACAGGGAACUGAACGGAACUUAUCUAUGCUGUCUUCAGUGCCAGACUCCACUGACAUAACCAGUAAUUUUACCUCGCACAACACAGGAGCUGCUGGUCUACUGCUGCCUCCAUCAGUUAGUUAGUUAGUGUUAUUGUGAGACUUUGGUGUUUUAAAGGGUUA
Epinephelus lanceolatus (giant grouper) is the source of this 2730-nucleotide messenger RNA. RefSeq names its product PX domain containing 1b (gene pxdc1b). The record is from RefSeq and is a predicted model, not a curated record. Gene Ontology annotation, molecular function: phosphatidylinositol binding. NCBI's taxonomy places the organism in Eukaryota, Metazoa, Chordata, Actinopteri, Perciformes, Serranidae.